UGAGGUCAGGUCAACGUGACAGUCAGCGUGAAGGCUUCUCUAUUUUCAUUGUGAUUAGAGUGUACCUGCCUGACACUGUCCGUACAUAUAUAUGACCAAAGGUUACCUUCAACAGUACAUUGACGACCGUGUUCUGAGAUGGCCAGCAGGGCUGAGGAAGCCAUGAAAUGUGGCUUUGACAUGCCGCUUGUUACGUAUGAGGAACGGAUCACCACGACACUAAGCCUCCCUCAUCUUCUCACCAUGAAGACUCGUCGCUUACGUACACACUGGGUGUGGGAGAUUGUCAACAUGAUUGUGGCAGGAAAUGCUGAGUAUGCUAAACACUGGCAGAACCAUGCAUUCCUUGAAUACAGGAGUGAGGCACAGCUGGACGAGAUUCCAUCUCCUAGAGUCUUCUUUACGCAUCUCCUACCUAGACAGAUGCCGGAGGAGGUGUGGCAGCGGAAAUGUCACGUCAUCCACAUAGACCGUAACCCAAAAGACGCCAUUGUGUCUUUUUAUGUACAGCAGACAAACCAAAACUGGAUCAACAAGUCUAAACCUGCAGCGUUCACGGGCACGUGGGAUCAAUAUGUCAAUGCCAACAUCUUGGGAACUGUCACAUUUGACUCCAUUCUGGGUCAUGUCUUGGCAUGGAGCAGGAUCCCGGAACUGCACCCGGCUGUGCCCUACUGUCAUGUUCAGUUUGAGGAUCUGAAACAGGACGAUGUGGCUGAGGUAAGAAAGCUGUCGCAGUUCCUGGGACGGCCGCUUGCGGACAAGGUUUAUGUAGAGAUAGCAGAGGCCUGCAGGUUUGACAAACUGAAACAUGCAUCUGAAAACUUGAAGGAUCAAACCUUCCACAACAGGUGGAACAAGGGAUCGACUGGAUACUUCAGGAAAGGAGAGACUGGUGACUGGAAGAACUGGUUCACAGUGGCGCAGAGUGAUUCUUUUGACAAAGCGUAUGAAGAAACAUUUAAACAGAAAUUUCCAUACUGAACAUGUGUUAAUUUGACCUCCACAUUACGAAGAAGUAAUACAGUUUUUCUGAAAAAGACGUUUUUGUUUGUGGUCACGUGAACGUGAAGAGUCAAUUUAGCCAGAGACUGUGUUGGUGUUUUACAACCAUUACUAUGAGAGGUUAUCUCCGAUAUAAUGCCACGAUUGUAGAGUUGCGAACCUUAAUAGCACAAUGCCAAAAUUGUAGAGUUGCGUACCUUCAUAACACCAUGCC
Molecule: messenger RNA, 1219 nt
Organism: Haliotis rufescens (red abalone)
Lineage: Eukaryota; Metazoa; Mollusca; Gastropoda; Lepetellida; Haliotidae
Product: sulfotransferase 1B1-like
Exons: 6
Coding region: 139-984 (281 amino acids)
Biological process (GO): sulfation
Cellular component (GO): cytoplasm
Molecular function (GO): sulfotransferase activity
Source: RefSeq, a predicted model, not a curated record